GGGUGUGAAGAAGUUGUUCUCAGGAGGAACAAUGGCAUCAAGCAGAGGAGCCUUGGUUACCGUUGGACAGCUCGCUUGCUAUGACCAGGCAAAGCAGUUGGUUCUUGGGACUGGUUUACUCGCUGACAAUAUUUUUACUCAUUUCCUGGCCAGUUUUAUUGCCGGAGGAUGUGCUACAUUUCUGUGUCAGCCCUUGGAUGUGCUAAAAACACGACUUAUGAAUUCCCAAGGCGAAUAUCGGGGUGUCCUGCACUGUGCAGUGGAGACGGCCAGGCUUGGGCCAUUGGCUUUUUAUAAGGUAAUACAGGAGAGAUGGGAGCCACAGGUUUUCAUCAACAAAAACAUAUUCUGCCAUUCCCUUUUCUUGGAAGUAAUAGAAGAGGGUGUGAAGAAGUUGUUCUCAGGAGGAACAAUGGCAUCGAGCAGAGGAGCCUUGGUUACCGUUGGACAGCUCGCUUGCUAUGACCAGGCAAAGCAGUUGGUUCUUGGGACUGGUUUACUCGCUGACAAUAUUUUUACUCAUUUCCUGGCCAGUUUUAUUGCCGGAGGAUGUGCUACAUUUCUGUGUCAGCCCUUGGAUGUGCUAAAAACACGACUUAUGAAUUCCCAAGGCGAAUAUCGGGGUGUCCUGCACUGUGCAGUGGAGACGGCCAGGCUUGGGCCAUUGGCUUUUUAUAAGGGCCUUGUUCCUGCCGGCAUUCGCUUGGUCCCUCAUACUGUGCUCACCUUUGUCUUCCUGGAGCAACUACGCAAAUACUUUGGCAUUAAAGUAAUGACCUAAAGGAGAAGAGACCUGUUAGAGUAAAAAA
Molecule: messenger RNA, 809 nt
Organism: Protobothrops mucrosquamatus (brown spotted pit viper)
Lineage: Eukaryota; Metazoa; Chordata; Lepidosauria; Squamata; Viperidae
Product: mitochondrial dicarboxylate carrier-like
Exons: 10
Coding region: 32-781 (249 amino acids)
Biological process (GO): phosphate ion transmembrane transport; oxaloacetate transport; malate transmembrane transport
Molecular function (GO): antiporter activity; oxaloacetate transmembrane transporter activity; malate transmembrane transporter activity
Source: RefSeq, a predicted model, not a curated record